Spinacia oleracea (spinach) is the source of this 484-nucleotide messenger RNA. RefSeq lists its product as uncharacterized. Gene Ontology annotation, cellular component: endoplasmic reticulum. The coding region runs from base 159 to 365 and encodes 68 amino acids. NCBI's taxonomy places the organism in Eukaryota, Viridiplantae, Streptophyta, Magnoliopsida, Caryophyllales, Amaranthaceae. Gene Ontology annotation, biological process: endoplasmic reticulum unfolded protein response. The transcript has 3 exons. The record is from RefSeq and is a predicted model, not a curated record.
UCUACAUUACACCCCAUCGAUUUUCUUCAGUUCAGACCGACAAAGAAGCCGCGUUUUAGAGAGAGAAAGUCUUCUUCUUUCAAAUUUCUCCGGACAAAUCCUUGAAAUUCUCCCCUGUUUUGAUUUUUGAGCAACUUUUUCGACACCGAAUUAUAAUCAUGACUAUCUCAAGACGUGUUGCUGACAGGAAGAACGAAAAGUUCCAGAAGAACGUCACAAAGAGAGGCUUUGUUCCCGAGACAACGGUUAAGAAGGGUUCCGAUUACCCUGUCGGGCCUAUUUUGUUGGGGUUCUUUGUAUUUGUUGUCAUUGGCUCAUCUCUUUUCCAGAUUAUCAGGACAGCCACGAGUGGGGGAAUGGCUUGAUUGCACAAUAUGUUACAGUCCACAGAAAUAGUAGUAAUAUAAUCGAGAUGGAAUGUACCAACUGCAUGUGUUGUUCGAACCCAACUUAAUAAAGAAGAUGCAGUGAUGCACAUUCUCUA